AGCCAAUCUCGACGCUUGUACAAACCCUCCAAGCAACAGACGUCAACAAAGUAAACAUAAAUUAAAAAGAAAUCAAAAACAAAAAACGACCGUCCAUACUUCUCAUCAAUAUCUACCUGACCCUGACAAAGCACUCAAAUUGACAACAAAUUGAUUGAAAAUAAAAGCAUCUUUCCUACUGAGAAGAAAAGUCAUUCAGCAGUCAAACAGUUUUCGUGUUUUAUACCCUCUGCAGACUGUUUUCUUUUCCUUCUUUAAGUAUUUGAAGUGUGCUCUUCUUCCUUUCUUUUUCCUUUUCUGUCUUCGGUGUCUUUAUUCGGUAUCCCCCAAAAAACAAUAAUAAAAACAAAACAGGAGACAUUAUUUUUCGAUCGCGCCGGAAUAUAUACUCUAACCUUUCACAUUUACUGUAUCAUCCGCUACUUUUCUUGCUUUAGUGUUUUUUGGUUUUUGUGACUUUUCGAGUUUUUAUAUUCGUGUGCCAUUCUCCCGUUUACGCGCUCCACAUUUUUCUCCCUUUCUUUCCUAGAAUUCUUGCUUUCGGUUCUCUUUUCGUUAUAUAUGUUACUGUGUUUUUUGUUUUUAUAAGUGCAACUCUCGAAGAAAGCAGGCGCCCCCUUUUUCUAUCUUUCUGGGUUUUGGCAACAACAGGUCACUGCGUUCAAAGUUGAGCUUCCCAAGUUUCCUAUUCUCUUCGCAUCGUCUUACUGUUUUUCUUCUUCAGCGGCAAGUAUACGGAUAUUCAUAUAAAGAUUGUCUUUUCUUGUCUCCUGAAGACCGCCGUUCCCACUCCUAUUUCUCUCUCCCUUCCGUUCUCGAUCACCGUCCCGGAGAGAGCCGAGAUCAAAGGAAGAAGACAAGCAAAGUAAACGAUCACGAAGAACAGAAGUUGCAGCUCGUCGUCUGUCAAACACGUCUACUCCCUUCUCUCUUUUUUUGUUGUUUUCAGGCUGUUCUACACUGCCGUUGAUUGUUACUUCAUUUUAAACUCUUUUUUACUUUUUUUUUUACCUCUUCACGUUCAUAGCGCCGUUUAUAUUUCUGCAAUACGCAAUCAGAACGAAACGCCCCCGAGGAGAGAUAGUACGAAGCACCACCGUACACUAUUUACUGACUCAGCCGCGCUCAGACCUGUUUCGGCCAACGAAGAAGAAAGCAAUGUUCGCAGAUCUGAAGAAUAUUCCGACUUUUGGCAGCAACAACUUGUCUGCCUGGUCGUACAUUGAGAAGGACCCCGUCGAUUGGAGCGCCACGAGCAAUCCACCAGCGCCGAAUGAAGCAGAUGUGAAGGCGUUGCUGCAGAUGCUGUCCGGUAGCGCGGACAGUGGGGAGCUAAUCCACACCGACCCCUCUGCGCUGUACGAGCGACUGGAGAUGAAGUCACCGCCGAGCAGCAACGAGGAAACCGAUGAACGCGUCGUCGGCACGCACAACUCCCUCGAGGCCGGCUGCGACUUCCUCCACCUCUUUAACCACAACGACGCCGAGGAUGCGGCGCCGAAGCUGCUGGAGCCGGAGGACUUGCUGAAGGAAAACACGUGCGGUGGCACACCCAACAGCACCUACUGCCACCCAGCCUCUUCUUCGUCCAAUGCGUUGACGGGCAGCAGCAGCGCCAGCUCGCACACGGAUCGACCGGCGUCGACGACAAUGACGUCGCGCGGCAUCGAGUCCACAAAACGCCUCUCCAUCUCACACCCAUCGCGGCACAACACCGCCGUUUCGAACGCGCUGGCGAACAUCGGUAGCGGCCUCGCCGAGGAGAACUUCAAUGUGCUGACACCGGACAAACGCAUGAUGCUGUCGAUCCCUGCCGAGUACAUCCAGACUACCCUCGGCAGCCGCAACUACCGCCGCCGCAACCGCGAAAAGCUCCUGUUCUCCUUCUGCCUCUGCAAGACAUUCUGCAGCGGCGCCACGUGCCACCACGGCUCCGAGUGCGACUUUAUCCACUGUGACCCGGAGAAGCUGCGCCUGGUGCAGAGUGCGGCGGAGUCGAAGGGCAGGAAGGCGGACCCAACCUCGGUGCACUCCUUCCAGGUACAUUGGUCGACCCCCGUCUACUCGCUGACCGAGGCGGUGUACCCUCGCCUGCCUGGCGGCAGCGUUGUGUACGUGAAGCGCGGUGGCCAGGGCACCGGCGCUAACUCCCCGCAGGGGCUCUCGUCGGAGAUGGUUUACGCGACGGUGGGCGGGCAGGAGGCGCUGCGACUGCGCUCCACCGCCCCGCUGCGCGUCUGCAAGCACUACGAGCGGGAGAAGUGUGCCCGCGGCCCCCUCUGCCACUUUAUUCACCCCGUCGUCCUCCACAAAUCGGUCGGAUCGGCGGGCAGCACCAGCGCAAUCGCAGCCGCAACGACGGCAGAGGCAAACGCUCGCCACGGCGCAGCGCCCCCGUCCACGCCGUCUGCUGUGACGCCCUUCUCGCAGACGGGUCGCCCGGCUCCCUACACCGCACCGCCGCCGCUGCCAACGACCACCACCACGACUACCACCGCUGGCCCCACUGCGGCGCCGUUGCUGACCGCCGCGCAGCUGCCGUCCGGUGCAUUGGUGCGCUACGGCGAUGCCCUCUUUCUCUGGAUCCCGGAGCGGCAGCAGCUGGUGCCCGUGCACGCGACCACGACUACUAGGGUGAACCCGCCCGCAUCGCCCACGUCAGGCCAGCCACCCGCCAUGCUGGUGAACAUCGAGUACCAGCGCGGGCUGAAUGGUGCGGUGAGUUCGCCGACGGGCUUCCAGAUGCCCGCGAAUGCGAUGCUGGUGCAAUCCUCCAGCGCAGUCGCGGCGCACGCGUCUCACCACCCGUACAGCAGCCCUCCCGUGCAGCGCAACCUGACGAGCGUGAACGCGCCCAACUGCGCCAGCCCCGUUUAUCCGACCAUCGUCUUCCCUUGCUAA
This is a messenger RNA of Leptomonas pyrrhocoris, 2901 nucleotides long. RefSeq lists its product as hypothetical. Lineage: Eukaryota; Euglenozoa; Kinetoplastea; Trypanosomatida; Trypanosomatidae. The transcript has a single exon. Gene Ontology annotation, molecular function: metal ion binding. Bases 1159 to 2901 code for a protein of 580 amino acids. The record is from RefSeq and is a predicted model, not a curated record.